This is a messenger RNA of Raphanus sativus (radish), 758 nucleotides long. RefSeq names its product calcium-binding protein CML24-like. The record is from RefSeq and is a predicted model, not a curated record. Gene Ontology annotation, molecular function: calcium ion binding. Bases 66 to 554 code for a protein of 162 amino acids. NCBI's taxonomy places the organism in Eukaryota, Viridiplantae, Streptophyta, Magnoliopsida, Brassicales, Brassicaceae. The transcript has a single exon.
GUCGUUCUCUUCACCACCACCACACGCUUUUUUUUUUUGUUACUAUCAGAUUCUCAUCUGUUGCAAUGUCCAAGAACAACGGCGGAGCUCGUAGCUGCUUAGGUUCGAUGGACGACAUCCGCCGCGUCUUCCAGCGAUUCGACAAAAACGGAGACGGAAAGAUCUCCGUCGACGAGCUCAAGGAGGUGAUCCGCGCGCUGAGCCCCACCUCGUCGCCGGAGGAAACAGUGAAGAUGAUGAAACAGUUCGAUCUUGACGGAAACGGAUUCAUCGACAUGGACGAGUUCGUCUCUCUUUUCCAGAUCGGAAUGAGUCAAGGAGGAGGCGGAGGAGGAGGGAACAGCAAGAACGAUCUGAAGGAAGCGUUCGAGCUGUACGAUCUGGACGGUAACGGGCGGAUCUCGGCGAAGGAGCUUCACUCGGUGAUGAAGAAUCUGGGGGAGAAGUGUUCUGUUCAGGAUUGCAGGAAGAUGAUUAGCAAAGUUGAUACGGAUGGUGAUGGUUGCGUUAACUUUGAGGAGUUUAAGCUGAUGAUGAACAACGGCGGAGCUUGAGGAUGAUCGGUUGUAUUAGGGAUUGUUUGUAUAGAGGAAGCUAGAAAAGUUUGGUUUUAUGAGUUUUUUUUUUACUUUAUGUGCAACAACUUCCGUUCUUCACUAUUGAGAUUGUUCUGAUGGGCCUGACUUGCUAAUCUGAUGUUCCAGUCUUGUUUAAACUUUUCCAAUUGCAAAAUUCAAAGGAAUAUGGGAUGUGAGAUA